GACUACACGCAGAACACCCAUGGAAAGGAGAUCGACCUCCUGCGGGUGACGGUUAAAGUUCCCGGUAAACGACCCCCGAGAGCGGUGGCUCCUGCGGCCCCCCCCCCGCCCGGCGCUGGACACGGGGUCAACGGGCUGAGCAAGGAGCCCACCGCCGCCGAGACCACGAGUACAGUUCCUCAGUUUUGUCCGUCCACUCUGUCUGUGGUGGAGGAUCGCUCUGGGGGUCUGUCGUCUAAAAGUGGAGACCGAGGACUUCAGCGCUGCUCCUCCUCACUAUCCACCAAAGCACAGAGUGUUGACGCCAUUGAAGGAGCAGCCAGUCCAUUUGCUGGAAAAGACCCCGGACAGUCAUCGCCCAUGAGCGACAGGAAGAAGAACCGGAGGAAGAAGAGCAUGAAUCAGAAAGGAGACGCAGCCGUCGGGCAGGCGGAAGCCAAACGCAAAAUGUGGAAAUUAAAGAGCUUUGGUAGCUUGAGAAACAUUAAUAAGACAGAUGAAGAGAACGCAGACUUCAUCAUCGUGUCGUUCACGGGGCAGACGUGGCACUUCGAGGCUCAGAGUCUGGAGGACCGAGACUCGUGGGUGUCGGCCAUCGAGAGCCAGAUCCUGGCCAGCCUGCAGUCCUGUGAGAGCGGCAGAAACAAGGCUCGGAGGAGCAGCCAGAGUGAAGCUGUCGCGCUGCAGGCCAUCCGCAACGCAAAGGGCAACAGUCAGUGUGUCGACUGUGAGGCAGCCAACCCCACCUGGGCCAGUCUGAACCUCGGCGCUCUGAUCUGCAUCGAGUGCUCGGGGGUCCACCGUAACCUCGGCACUCAGCUGUCCCGCGUGCGCUCCCUGGACCUGGACGACUGGCCCGGCGAGCUCACGCAGGUCCUGGCCGCCAUCGGGAACCACAUGGCCAACAACAUCUGGGAGAGCUGCACCCAGGGCCGGGUCAAACCCACGCCCACUGCGACACGGUGG
This is a messenger RNA of Notothenia coriiceps (black rockcod), 966 nucleotides long. RefSeq names its product arf-GAP with GTPase, ANK repeat and PH domain-containing protein 2-like. The transcript is spliced from 7 exons. The annotation marks the transcript as partial. The record is from RefSeq and is a predicted model, not a curated record. Gene Ontology annotation, biological process: negative regulation of neuron apoptotic process; activation of GTPase activity. NCBI's taxonomy places the organism in Eukaryota, Metazoa, Chordata, Actinopteri, Perciformes, Nototheniidae. Gene Ontology annotation, molecular function: GTPase activator activity; GTPase activity. Gene Ontology annotation, cellular component: nucleus.